This is a messenger RNA of Solanum lycopersicum (tomato), 474 nucleotides long. RefSeq lists its product as uncharacterized. NCBI's taxonomy places the organism in Eukaryota, Viridiplantae, Streptophyta, Magnoliopsida, Solanales, Solanaceae. The record is from RefSeq and is a predicted model, not a curated record.
AUGGCUAAUUAUAAGUUGUCAAUGGUUUUUAUUUUUCUUGGUUUAUUAUCAAUUGUUUGUACCACAAGAGCUAGAGAAGUGCCAAGUGAAAAAGGACUUGUUGAUCAAAAGAAUUUUGUGGGGUUUGGUGGUGUUGGAGGAUAUAGUGGUGUUGGGGGUGGGGUAGGUGGUGUUGGUGGACUUGGUGGGGUAGGAGGUCUUGGUGGGGUAGGGGGUGGUGGUGGACUUGGUGGAUUAGGUGGUUUGGGGGGUGGGGGUGGUGGACUUGGUGGAUUAGGUGGUUUGGGGGGUGGUGAUGGUGGACUUGGUGGAUUAGGUGGGUUGGGUGGUGGUGGACUUGGGGGACUAGGUGGGUUGGGUGGUGGUGUUGGGGGACUAGGUGGGUUGGGUGGUGGUGGUGGUGGACUUGGUAGUGGAGGGGGUUUGGGUGGUGGUUGUGGACCUUGUAGUGGUGCAAGUCUUCCAAAGCCAUGA